Stereum hirsutum FP-91666 SS1 is the source of this 1344-nucleotide messenger RNA. RefSeq lists its product as uncharacterized. Gene Ontology annotation, molecular function: oxidoreductase activity. Bases 1 to 1344 code for a protein of 447 amino acids. The transcript has 14 exons. The record is from RefSeq and is a predicted model, not a curated record. NCBI's taxonomy places the organism in Eukaryota, Fungi, Basidiomycota, Agaricomycetes, Russulales, Stereaceae.
AUGUGUGGAAGCGAGUCUAAUGGGGGUGGACCUGGCAGCCGUCACUCGUGUUGGGUUGGCAUCGAAGGACAGGCCUACGAUAUUACGGCCUUUCUCCAAUCCGGUCUGCACCCCGGAGGGAAUGCUGUUCUUCUCAGAUAUGCAGGAAGGGACGCCACGAAGGCGUUCAUUCCAAUUCACCCCAGUGGCGUACUGGAGAAAUUUCUCUCUCCUGAAUGCUUUCUCGGCGAAGCCAAAGCAAGUACGCCCUCCGAGCCUGUAGACUUGAAGCCACCAAGUAAUGAUGGCAAACCUAAACUCAAGUCCAUCGUCAAUCUUCUCGACUUCGAGGUUGCCGGAGAGAAGACCCUCUCAGCUCAAGCUUUUGUCUUCAAAGCUGGCGCGGAUUCAGAGAAAACUGUACAAUGGAAUCGUGACUCGUGGUCCGCCAUUCGCUUCAGACCACGAGUUCUAGUCCCCGUUGAGACGAUCGAUUUAUCGACCACGCUAUUUGGUUGCAAGAUUGGCGCACCGUUCUUCAUCUCACCUGCUGGAGGAGGCAAACUCGCUCACCCUUUGGGAGAGGUAUUGAUGGCCAAGGCAGCAGCAGAACAUAAUAUCUUACAUUGGGUCUGUAACAUGGCAGGUUCUACUAAGGAGGACAUUGCCUCGGUUCGUGGUCCUACUCAGACGACAUUCUGGCAGAUCUACGCUAUGACCGACCUCGAAGUGACCGCACGAGAGGUCAAACAAGCAGUCGCUCUCGGCUAUAAAGGUUUUGCUCUUACUGUCGACGGCGUUUACAUGGGCAAGCGCGAACGUGAUCUUCGGCUCGCUGCGGCUGAGAGUGGGGACGAUGAUGAGGAAAGUAAUGGCGGAAUAUCUGCAACUAGGUCACCCGUCUACCUCAAGUUUUCGUGGACAUCAGCUGUGAAGUGGCUCCGAAGUCUCACCGACCUUCCCAUCGCUAUCAAGGGCAUCCAAACUCACGAAGACGCUGCUCUGUGUAUGGCACACGGCGUGCAGGGUGUCUGGCUGAGCAAUCACGGUGGCCGACAACUGGAAGGAGCUCCAUCAGCUGCUGAAACUUUGGUCUCAAUCAGAGAGAAUUGUCCUGAGGUCUUCGACAAGUGUGAGGUCAUCGUUGACGGUGGCAUCACGCGAGGUACCGACGUCGUGAAAGCCCUGGCGAUGGGGGCCAAAGCUGUCGGUCUUGGACGUCCUUUCCUUUUCGCACUGGCAUAUGGACAACCAGGAGUCCGUAAAGCCAUAGAGAUUCUGUACAAGGAAGUUGAGACGACGAUGGCGCUUGUUGGGGUAACCUCUGUGGAUCAACUUAAACUGGAACAUGUCUGUGGGUCGUAG